Didymodactylos carnosus is the source of this 1083-nucleotide messenger RNA. The record is from the annotation of a GenBank genome assembly. Lineage: Eukaryota; Metazoa; Rotifera; Eurotatoria; Philodinida; Philodinidae.
AUGUGUAAAGCUGGUUUUGCCGGUGAUGAUGCACCCCGCGCAGUAUUCCCGUCAAUUGUUGGUCGUCCACGUCAUCAGGGUGUCAUGGUUGGUAUGGGACAAAAAGAUUCGUACGUCGGCGACGAAGCUCAAUCAAAACGUGGAAUCCUCACAUUAAAAUAUCCAAUUGAACAUGGCAUCGUUACAAACUGGGAUGACAUGGAAAAAAUAUGGCAUCACACAUUUUACAACGAAUUGAGAGUGGCACCUGAAGAACAUCCCGUUUUAUUAACUGAAGCACCAUUGAAUCCAAAAGCAAAUCGUGAAAAAAUGACUCAAAUUAUGUUUGAAACGUUUAACACUCCAGCUAUGUAUGUUGCAAUCCAAGCUGUCUUGUCACUCUAUGCUAGCGGUCGUACAACGGGUAUCGUCUUGGAUUCUGGAGAUGGUGUUACUCAUACCGUUCCAAUUUAUGAAGGUUAUGCAUUACCACAUGCUAUUCUUCGUUUGGACUUGGCUGGACGCGAUUUAACCGAUUAUUUGAUGAAAAUUUUGACGGAACGUGGUUACUCGUUUGUUACAACAGCUGAACGUGAAAUUGUUCGUGAUAUCAAAGAAAAAUUGUGUUACGUUGCAUUGGAUUUUGAACAAGAAAUGGCCACAGCUGCAUCGUCAUCAUCAUUAGAAAAGUCGUACGAAUUACCGGAUGGUCAAGUAAUCACAAUUGGAAAUGAACGUUUUCGAUGUCCAGAAGCUGUCUUUCAACCGUCGUUUCUUGGCAUGGAAACAGCUGGUAUUCAUGAAACAACAUACAAUUCCAUCAUGAAAUGCGAUAUUGAUAUACGAAAAGAUUUAUAUGCUAAUACAGUUUUAUCUGGCGGUACAACUAUGUAUCCAGGUAUUGCAGAUCGUAUGCAAAAAGAAAUCACAUCAUUAGCACCGUCAACAAUGAAAAUCAAAAUCAUCGCGCCACCUGAACGAAAAUAUUCAGUAUGGAUUGGUGGAAGUAUUUUGGCAUCUCUAUCAACAUUUCAACAAAUGUGGAUAUCAAAACAAGAAUAUGAUGAAAGUGGACCGUCCAUCGUACACCGAAAAUGUUUUUAA